Messenger RNA from Athalia rosae (coleseed sawfly), 2433 nucleotides. It is a transcript of the gene csul, whose product is annotated as protein arginine N-methyltransferase 5. The transcript has 12 exons. NCBI's taxonomy places the organism in Eukaryota, Metazoa, Arthropoda, Insecta, Hymenoptera, Athaliidae. The coding region runs from base 473 to 2350 and encodes 625 amino acids. Gene Ontology annotation, biological process: regulation of DNA-templated transcription; peptidyl-arginine N-methylation. The record is from RefSeq and is a predicted model, not a curated record. Gene Ontology annotation, cellular component: nucleus; cytosol.
UCUUGGGGCUGAUGAGGCGGUUGACAUUAGAUUCAUUUUUAUAACGCUCUGCUUUUGACCGAUAAUCAAAAUUUUUAAGGGGUGGGUGAAUCCAACGACGCCCGGGGUUUGAAAUGCGCUGUGGGUAGUGUGAUAUCAGGUGCCCGAAUAACAUGAUAUCGUCUUUUUUAUUGAGGAAAAAAUAAGUAUGAUCAUCCCUUAAUCCGGGCAACCAGCACCGUAACAGUAUUGACUUCUCAUCCCUGACCAUUGACACGUUGACUGAUGAUAACUGAUCUUCAGUCAACGAUUGACACAACUGUUGCUGUAUGCCUAUUUGAAGGGGCUGGCAAAAACUCCAUGGGCUAAAGUUGCCGGUAGGAAAACUUAACAUAACCAAGCAUCUAGCCUCAUGCCAUUAUUUAAGAUACUGUUACACAAGACGUCCAAAGUUUGACACGAUAAGCCUGACACAAAUCACGAAGCUGCAACUAUGGCUUCUGAAAAGUUAGUUUCCUGUGGAUUGGACUUUUGUUCAGUCCCUGAUCUGAACAAUUGUUUGAUAACUGCAACCUCUGCUAGGUAUGAUUUCAUAUGCAUACCCUUGGUACAUCCAAAGUUGAAAAGAGAAUUCAACAAUAAUGAUAUGAAAAAACGACCUGGGCCGUUUACUAGAUCCGAUAUGAUUCUCUGUAGUUCAGAUUGGAACAACUUGGUUGUUGGCAAACUGUCGCCCUACAUUGACGUUGACGUGACCGACCCCAUAUCGAGAAAAAACAACGAGGAGACUCUGAAUCAGGAGUUGGCUUUGGCAGCCCACUUGGGUUUGCCUGCUAUUAGCUUUAAGCUCACGCGGAAUAUAAAUCGCAAUAUUAAUUUUGCAAGAAUGAUGCAUAACAAAGCGACAACAACCUACACUGUUCAGAUAUGGGUGCAAGUUCCAAUGGAAAAUCCAGCAAAACAAGCCAAUACGUACAGGUCUGAUAGAGGAGACGAUGAUCCUGUGGAAAGCACAUGGGAGUGGUGGAAUUCGUUUAGAUUAGUCUGCGACUUUCAUGUAAAACUUGGAGUUGCCUUGAUCGUUAGCCACGAUAUACCCAGUUCUGAAGAGAUAGACAGAUGGCUGGGGGAACCUGUGAGAUGUUUGAUCCUGCCAACAACGAUAUUCAUCACUAAUAAGAAGGGUUACCCAGUAUUGAGCAAAGCGCAUCAAAUGUUGUUAAAAAAAUUCUCUCCGCUGAGAGUACAGCUGAUUCUGUCCGGGUCCAAUAGGCAUCAAGAUAUUACUUUUUACCACAAUUAUCUUAACCAUCUUGCCAUGCAGAAUUAUCAAAGAAAUGGACCAGUUGAAAGAUUCGCCCGGGGUUACGAAGACUACUUGCAAUGCCCUUUACAACCAUUGAUGGACAAUCUUGAAUCUCAAACCUAUGAAAUAUUUGAGAAAGAUCCUUUCAAAUACAAUCAAUACCAAACUGCCAUUCAGCAAGCAAUUCUUAGUAAGAUUCCCGAGAGUGAAAAAGAUACUAAAACUCUAGUUAUUAUGGUUGUUGGGGCAGGUCGUGGACCCUUGGUACGGGCAGCUUUGAAGGCUGCUGAGAAAGCUAAGAGAAAAGUAAAAGUAUAUGCAGUUGAAAAAAAUCCCAAUGCGGUUCUGACACUACUUGCGCUGGAAAAAGAAAUUUGGGGAGACAAAGUUACUGUUGUGUCAUCUGACAUGAGGGAGUGGAACGCGCCUGAAAAAGCAGACAUCCUUGUAUCCGAGCUCCUCGGAUCCUUCGGAGAUAAUGAACUUUCACCAGAAUGUCUUGACGGCGUUCAACAUUUCCUCCAAGCUGAUGGAAUAAGUAUACCGAGUUCAUAUACCUCAUAUGUAAGUCCAGUGCAAUCCUCCAAGUUAUACAACGAAGUUAGGCAGUGUAAGGACAAAGACAAGCAUCCCCUGGCCCAUUUUGAGACGCCUUACGUAGUUCACCUUCAGAAUAAGUACGAUAUUGCACAACCGCAGCCUCUCUUCACAUUCAUUCAUCCUAAUAAUGAACCAAUCAUUGACAAUAACAGGUACGAGGUAAAAAAGUUUGCCGUCACUCAAAAUGCAGUCCUACAUGGCUUCUCCGGAUACUUCGAUGCAGUGUUAUACAAUGACAUCACUCUGAGUAUCGAACCAAACACACACAGCCCUGGAAUGGUCAGCUGGUUUCCAAUAUUCUUUCCAAUCAAGGAAGCUGUCUUGCUUAAAGCUGGGGAUCAGGUUGAAGUACAUUUCUGGCGAAGAUGCAAUCUGAAAAAUGUGUGGUACGAAUGGUGUAUCAGCAAACCUGUACCAGGUUCCAUUCACAAUCCAAAUGGACGUUCCUAUACCAUUGGACUUUGAAGUGAAGUGAAAGAUGUGGGUUCUCAGUUCUCGAUAAAUAAGCCUUUAAUGAAUGGAGACUUCUCUUCCGUUAUUUUCUACAA